CCCCCCGGCUUGGCACAGGCCCCGCCCCUUUCCAUCUGAGGGGCGACAGAAGGGCGCCUGGGGCAAGAUGGCGGUGAAUCAGAGCCACACCGAGAACCGCCGCGGGGCUUUCAUUCCUUCCAGCGACAGUGUCUUGAUGCAGUCUCAGGAUGUGGACCUCUCCUUCCCACAGCAACCAGAGAGAUCCAGUCUCUUCAGUGGCACAAAGAGGGGGACACUGUUUCUCACUUCAUACCGGGUGAUCUUCGUGACUUCACACUUAGUCAGUGAUCCCAUGUUUUCUUUCAUGAUGCCAUUUGAUCUGAUGAGCAACUGCACCGUUGAACAACCGGUCUUUGCUGCCAACUACAUUAAAGGGACUAUUCAGGCAGCUCCGGAUGGUGGCUGGGAAGGACAGGCUACUUUUAAAUUAGCCUUCAGAAAAGGAGGUGCCAUCGAAUUUGCCCAGCUGAUGGUGAAAGCUGCCUCUGCUGCUGCCAGAGGAGUUCCACUUGGAAGUGCAAGUUACUGGUUCAGCCCUCCAGGACUGCUUGUAGUUACUGGGCAGGGGAACAUGAUGUGCACGCAACAGAUGCCUUGUCCAGCAUACCCAUUUGUUGUCUAUGGAUCCCCACAGGCAGGAUAUGGACCCCCACAGCCAGGAUAUGGACCCCCACAGGCAGGAUAUGGACCCCCACAGGCUGGAUAUGGACCCCCACAGGUGGAAUAUGGACACCUGCCAUGGGGAUACGGACCCCCACCAGCAGGAUACGGACCCCCACCUGUGGGAUCUGGAGCCCCACCAGGAGCAUACAGAGCCCUGCCUGUGGGAUACGGAGCCCUCCCAGCUGGAAACGAAACCUUAUCGACUGGAAGUGAAAACCCAGGGGCUGGAAAUCAAGCCCCACCUCCAGGAUAUGAAGUUUCACCUGCUGGAAUUAGAGCUGGGUCUGGCAAAUCUGUGGCAAUCCAACCUCCUGGGUAUGAGGCUUCUCUUCCCCUUGCCUCAUCUUCUCAGAGCCAUUCACCAUCUUCCAGGAAUUAAACCUUGAAGACUCUCCAAGCAAAGUGGCACCCGAAAACCGAAGUCAGAAUAGGAAGGUAGACUCAGGUGCCAGGCAGUCGGAAGCGUUUCCUGUGCAUGUGGUGGCCUGAUCCUGUCUGCACAUCUGUGAGGUUCUGGUGGCUGAGAAGACUCCUGUUCUCAAGGAAGGAAAAUGCUUGAAAACAGCCAACCAGAGUGAGAGAGAUCCGAAUCCGUCCACGUCACACAGCUUGGGGAUGGAGACUGAUUUCUAGGUUUUCGGUAGAAAACAGGCGUCCUUCCUGCCUAUGUCCUGAGGAGAAAGGAGAAGCUAGUGUAACCGAAGAGGCUGGGGUCACCCUGGCUUUACACCCUCGAUUAAAGUCUGCUUGCUGUCGCAAUACCUGUGGCACGCCCUUGGUCUCUCUGUUUCUGAGGGCAUCUGAGAUAUGCACUGCCUGGCGCUGGGGCCUUGGUACCACCCCAGUACAGCUUGGACAUACCUAGACUUCUCAGCUUCCUGGCUGGGCUCUGCGCUUGUCCUGCUUCAGCAGUACAUUGUCUGGUUCCAAGACAGAUAGAUCAUCUUAGUGAAGAUAUCUCUGAAUCCCCUUGAUGGAGUACUUGCCUAAGCUGGGGAGCCUGCUCUCUGACUCUCCAUGGAAAGGGGACAGGGAUAGAAUGAUGUAAGCGCUGUGGGCUGACCCCUUGUU
Prionailurus viverrinus (fishing cat) is the source of this 1716-nucleotide messenger RNA. It is a transcript of the gene WBP2NL, whose product is annotated as WBP2 N-terminal like. The transcript is spliced from 8 exons. Gene Ontology annotation, molecular function: transcription coactivator activity; chromatin DNA binding. NCBI's taxonomy places the organism in Eukaryota, Metazoa, Chordata, Mammalia, Carnivora, Felidae. Gene Ontology annotation, biological process: positive regulation of DNA-templated transcription. Gene Ontology annotation, cellular component: nucleus. The record is from RefSeq and is a predicted model, not a curated record. Bases 68 to 1024 code for a protein of 318 amino acids.